This is a messenger RNA of Scylla paramamosain (green mud crab), 4259 nucleotides long. RefSeq names its product transmembrane protein 135-like. The transcript has 17 exons. Bases 252 to 674 code for a protein of 140 amino acids. Lineage: Eukaryota; Metazoa; Arthropoda; Malacostraca; Decapoda; Portunidae. The record is from RefSeq and is a predicted model, not a curated record.
GCUCGUAGUGCGGAAGGUUGGCGGGCAGUAGCGGCCAAUCAGACAGACGGACGUGUAGGGGAACUAAAACUACAGAUAGCGACCUGAUAUCUACCCCGCCAGCCUUCAUGAUUGCGCUGAGGUACCUGAGGCACCCCGCCACCCAGAUAAACCUCAUUUGGCCCCAAGCCCACUGCACACACACGGUGUUGCCCUUUAGGUAGUGAGGAGAGACAGGUACCAGCAGGAGCAGUAGUGGUAACAACAGCAGGAUGGAGAGCUUCAGCAAGAUCCUGCCAUACUCCUGCUAUGAGCUCGGCCACUGCUGGAAACACUCGUGCUCCUCAGCCUCCUUUGAAAUCUGUAUCAUUGGGUUCAUUGAAAGCAUCAAAAUCUAUGGUGUGGUGUACUUGCUAACCGGUCUUGUGAAUGCUCGGAAAAUAAGUAUGAAGUAUGGAAAAAAGCUCUUGAAAAACUACUUAACAUCAGUUUGUUUCCUGACAGUCAAUGCUUUUGGGUACAUUGGCUCCUACUGUGUUGUCAGAAGGUGGAAUUUGAGUCGGCCAAGCUUCAGAAAUGCAGGAAGGAUUAGCGGUGAUGACUGCAGGCUGCCAUCGACCCACAGGUCAUCACAGGAAUCAAAUGCAGCAUCAGUAUGGCUCACCAAACACUUCCCCUCACACUGGUGGUGUUGACCUGCCUUGUGAACACCUGCCCUCCUGUGUUCCUGCCCUUAAUAGCCCUCCAGGUGACAUCAGAAUGUGGAUGAGGGGACAAGAGAGCCAGUGUUCCAAGUACCACCACCAUCACCACUGCCACCACCACCACCACCACCAUCAGGAGCACAGAUUCACUGAAGUCUCUACCAAGAUUUCUUUGAGUUUUUUGAUAAAUUUAACUUCCAGGAGAGAGAGAGACAGAGAGAUGAUUGUUAAAGGCAGUGUGUGAAGCCUGCCCACUGUCUUUGUAUAUACAGGUUAGGGUGUGUGUGUGUGUGUGUGUGUGUGUGUGUGUGUGUGUGUGUGUGUGUGUGUGUGUGUGUGUGUGAGUGUUUGUUUGUUUUGUAUCCUCCACACUGCUUGUCUUAAUCUAGCUUGCCAAACUAAAUGAAGUCAUCCACAGCCACAGCCUUAUUCUUCCUUUCAUUUGUAUCUACACAGUCCUAUGAGCAGCUCCUCCUCCUCCUCCUCCUCCUCCUCCUCCUCCUCCUCCUCCUCCUCCUCCUCCUCCUCCUCCUCCUCCUCCUCCUCCUCCUCCUCCUUGUCUUCCUUCUAUUAUUCCUGUUUCCUUGUAUGUCUUAUUCCUCCUCCUCCUCCUCCUCCUCUUAAUGUUUUCUCUUUCACUGCUGUUCAUGAAAGUGUUGAAGAAAUAUUAGUUAUAUCUGGCAGUGAUCAGACCUCAUGUACAGAUGUGGUCCCUUACUACAGACACAGCCUAAGGUAACCUAACCCAAUCAUUUCAGAAGGUGGAAUUUGAGUCGGCCAAGCUUCAGAAAUGCAGGAAGGAUUAGCGGUGAUGACUGCAGGCUGCCAUCGACCCGCAGGUCAUCACAGGAAUCAAAUGCAGCAUCAGUAUGGCUCACCAAACACUUCCCCUCACACUGGUGGUGUUGACCUGCCUUGUGAACACCUGCCCUCCUGUGUUCCUGCCCUUAAUAGCCCUCCAGGUGACAUCAGAAUGUGGAUGAGGGGACAAGAGAGCCAGUGUUCCAAGUACCACCACCAUCACCACUGCCACCACCACCACCACCACCAUCAGGAGCACAGAUUCACUGAAGUCUCUACCAAGAUUUCUUUGAGUUUUUUGAUAAAUUUAACUUCCAGGAGAGAGAGAGACAGAGAGAUGAUUGUUAAAGGCAGUGUGUGAAGCCUGCCCACUGUCUUUGUAUAUACAGAAGGUGGAAUUUGAGUCGGCCAAGCCUCAGAAAUGCAGGAAGGAUUAGCGGUGAUGACUGCUGGCUACCAUUGACCUGCAGGUGUGAUGGUGCCCGACCAGCUGGUACACAUCAGUGAGAUGGUGGUGGUGCUGGAAAACAGCUGGUUUGCCAAGUGCAGCGUCAGGCAGGCCGCCCGCCCACACAGUCACCAGAAGGAUCACAGGUCAUCACAGGAAUCAAAUGCAGCAUCAGUAUGGCUCACCAAACACUUCCCCUCACACUGGUGGUGUUGACCUGCCUUGUGAACACCUGCCCUCCUGUGUUCCUGCCCUUAAUAGCCCUCCAGGUGACAUCAGAAUGUGGAUGAGGGGACAAGAGAGCCAGUGUUCCAAGUACCACCACCAUCACCACUGCCACCACCACCACCACCACCAUCAGGAGCACAGAUUCACUGAAGUCUCUACCAAGAUUUCUUUGAGUUUUUUGAUAAAUUUAACUUCCAGGAGAGAGAGAGACAGAGAGAUGAUUGUUAAAGGCAGUGUGUGAAGCCUGCCCACUGUCUUUGUAUAUACAGAAGGUGGAAUUUGAGUCGGCCAAGCCUCAGAAAUGCAGGAAGGAUUAGCGGUGAUGACUGCUGGCUGCCAUUGACCUGCAGGUGUGAUGGUGCCCGACCAGCUGGUACACAUCAGUGAGAUGGUGGUGGUGCUGGAAAACAGCUGGUUUGCCAAGUGCAGCGUCAGGCAGGCUGCCCGCCCACACAGUCACCAGAAGGAUCACAGGAUUUGAUAUCAAAGCUGGUGCAGGAAAAGGAAGCAGAUCGUGACCUUGAGCAGCUCGGGAAGAUAAGCAGCGUCCUUAAGAGAACAGUUGCUGUCAUUAGCAGAGUUGGAACCAGUGUGUGUGAGACGCACACCAGCAGUGGAAAGGUGGCUGAUGAGCACCUCAAGCACUCUGAAAAGGUGGAGCAACAACAAGAAACAGAAAAUUGCAUCCAUCAUUCUUUGCCUGAGGAGGGAAUUGAUGCUCUGUUGACCCUUGACAGUGACGUCCCUCAUGAGGAGAAUAUGAAUCCUACAGAACUUGCCCAUAGAAAGACCAAAACUGUUACUGCUGCCACUACCACUGCUUCCACUGCCACCAAAAGCCCAACUGUGCAAAGAAUCCUGGACCUCCUCAAUGAAAUGGAGUCCACCAGUCAGCUGGAGCACUCUAGCCUCCAAAAGUUCCAUCUGUGUCCAUUGUUUCCAGCGAGGAGUGAUGAAGCAGCAAGCUCGAGAACGCCAGUUAGAACUUGCCAGUCUCCGUCAUGAAUGAGAGGAAAUGAAGCAAAACCACUCUGCAAAUUAUCAUUCAAAAUGUCCUUCAAAGAAAGCCCUCUGUAAUCCAACACACUUAGCCCAUUAUUCCUUCCAUUUCUCAUCAAUUUGUUCAACAUUCAUAUUUUUCCCUUAUAGGGUUGAACAAUUUUCAUGGGUUCAGAGCAAAAGGCUUCCUCAUUCCUCCCCAAGGUAUUCUCUGAUGGUAAGCAGGUUUGACUCUGGAGCAAACCUGACCAAGGGCUACUGCCCAAGGCUACAGAGGUUCCUCUCCCUGAGGCUGAAUGCACCAUGUGAGAUGGUUCUGUUAUGUGGAUGAAUGUCAUGAUGGAUAGUAGUGCCACCACAUUCCUACAAUCAUCCAUCACUCCACUGCUCAAACGCUUCUGCAACCAAUGAUAGGUAUGCUGCCACAUUCUGCAUGGUCUCCUUGGCUCUCAGAUAAGGAUACUGUCAACAGGUUUGGGAUUGCCAAAAAAUCAUAAGGAGCUAUGUCUGAAAAGUCCAGAGAGAGAGAGAGAGAGAGAGAGAGAGAGAGAGAGAGAGAGAGAGAGAGAGAGAGAGAGAGAGAAUGAGCAAGAGAAAGAGUAGGAUGAAGCAAAGGAAGAGUCAAGAGGGAGGAAGAGAGAGUAGGACAAGAAAAAACAGAACAAAUAAAUCCCCUACACGUCUUGUCUCCAUUCACACAAGCCAUGAAAAGCUUGUCCAUCCCUGAGUGCUCAGAAGCAGUGUUCCACUGAUGAUGUGGAAACUUGAGACACCCAAUCAUUUAAUGGGCUUUAGUAGGUUUUGUCACCAGUCUUCUGUGUCACUGACUACAUUUUGAAAUUUUUAUCUGUUCUAUUUAAUUUUGUGUGUAUGUACACAAUGUUUAUGGUCAAUAAACUAUUUAUAAAACUAUUUAUCUGUGUAAGAUAAAAGCAGUUAUUGUUAUUAUUAUUAUUAUUAUUAUUAUUAUUAUUAUUACACAUUUUCCUCCUUGUAUUUAAAUAUUAUUAUUAUUAUUAUUAUUAUUAUUAUUAUUAUUAUUAUUAUUAUUAUUAUUAUUAUCAUGAAUUGUUCGUUUAUAAAUAAAUACUGUAACUGAU